AUUCUCAAGAACCUAUAAGUAAUGAGGCUUUUUGGUUGUAAUUAAAGCUCAGAAAACCGGAAAAUAAGACAGUGUGGGGAGUACGAUAAUCUGGCAGCACUGAGGUGAAGGCGGCGGUGACAGAACAGACAGACUCGUGACAUCAAAAAAACGCAAAAUGCAUCCUCAGAUCAUCUUAAUGAAGGAGGGGACGGACUCCUCUCAGGGCACCCCACAGCUUAUCUCCAACAUCAAUGCCUGCGCAGCGGUGGUGGAUGCCGUGCGCACCACCCUGGGGCCCCGCGGCAUGGACAAGCUCAUCGUGGACGGCAAGGGCCAGGCCACCAUCAGCAACGACGGCGCCACCAUCAUGAAGCAGCUUGACAUCGUUCACCCUGCCGCCAAGACUCUGGUGGACAUCGCCAAGUCACAGGACGCUGAGGUCGGGGACGGAACCACCACGGUCGUGCUGCUGGCGGGGGAGCUGCUGAACCAGUGCAAACACCUGAUUGAGGAGGGCGUCCACCCCCACGCCAUCAUCAGGGCCUUCAGACGCGCCACACAGCUGGCCAUUGAGAAGAUCAACGAGAUAGCCGUCAAAAUCAACAAGCAGGACCCCGUUGAGCUGCGAUCCAUCCUGGAGAAGUGUGCCGGCACCUCCCUCAACAGUAAGCUGAUCCACCAGCAGAAGGACUUCUUCGCCAAGAUGGUGGUGGAGGCCGUCAUGUCCCUCGACCUCCUCCUGCCCCUGGACAUGAUUGGCAUUAAGAAGGUCACCGGUGGAGCCCUGGAGGAGUCCCGGUUGAUCGACGGCGUGGCGUUCAAGAAGACCUUCUCGUACGCCGGCUUUGAGAUGCAGCCCAAGCACUAUGACGACCCCAAGAUUGCCCUGCUGAACAUCGAGCUGGAGCUGAAGGCCGAGAGGGACAACGCGGAGAUCAGGGUGAACAAUGUGGAGGAGUACCAAAAGAUCGUGGACACUGAGUGGAAGAUCCUUUACGAGAAGCUUGACCUCAUCCACAAGUCCGGGGCCAAGGUGGUGCUCUCCAAGCUGCCCAUCGGGGACGUCGCCACACAGUACUUCGCCGACAGGGACAUGUUCUGUGCGGGCCGCGUGGUGGAGCAGGACAUGAAGCGCACCAUCAAGGCCUGCGGUGGCGCCAUCAUGUCCACCGCACACGACCUCUGCGACUCCGUUCUCGGCACUUGCAAGAAGUUCGAGGAGAAGCAGAUCGGAGCUGAGAGAUUCAACCUCUUCAUGGGCUGCCCUCAGGCUAAGACGUGCACCAUUGUCCUGCGUGGCGGCGCAGAGCAGUUCCUCGAGGAGACGGAACGCUCCCUUCACGAUGCCAUCAUGAUCGUGCGCCGUGCCCUCAAACAUGACGCUGUGGUGGCAGGUGGCGGCGCAGUGGAGUUGGAAGUGAGCAAAUAUCUGCGUGAGCACUCCCGGAACAUCGCCGGCAAGGAGCAGCUGUUCAUGGCCGCUUACGCCAAGGCCCUGGAGGUGAUUCCCCGUCAGCUGUGUGACAACGCCGGCUUUGACUCCACUAUUAUCCUCAACAAGCUGAGGGCGCGUCAUGCUGAAGGCGGCAAGUGGUUUGGGGUUGAUGUGAUGAACGAGGACAUCGCCGACAACUUCAUCGCCUGCGUGUGGGAGCCGGCGCUGGUCAAGAUCAACGCCCUCACCGCCGCCUCAGAAGCCACCUGCCUCAUCCUAUCCGUGGACGAGACCAUCAAGUCCCCACGCUCCUCCCAGGACGGCCCUCCCAUGCCAGGCCGGGGCAGGGGCAGGCCUAUGUAGGGGGUGACUUGGGACCAGUAACCAGGGCACACAGGGGGAGCAGAGGGUGGGGGUCUAUGUCUGACCUUCCUUAUAGGGGUCAUGAAGGGAAAGGUAGAGUUGGGGUCAUAUGGUAUAGCUGCGUGUGACCUCAGUGCUCAUCUCUGUCACACUGGCCCUUGAGUCUGUGGUGGGUGAGAACCUUCCUGACCUCGUUUCUGUAAUAGGUUAUUGUGGGUUGACCUGGCAAUGUGCUUUAAAUAGGGUCAAAAGGGGUCAUCAAAAGCUCUGUCUUGACCUCCGUUUAAAGAUGGGAUGAUCAGAGUGAACUUGCGUGACCUUAUCUUUGCAGUGCAGCGGGUAAAAAGGUCGGUGGAUUCCAACUUGAUCUCAUAAUUAUUACUGAGAACUGUGAAUGCCUGACCACCAGAACCCAAUAUAUACUCUUCUGCUUCUUUCUCUUCUUCAUUUAGUCCUUUCUUUGGGUCGGACCUUGCAAUGAUCUAGAACCCCACACUGAAGGUCACAAUGCCUCCACGACCCCUCAGCUCCAGGAGAAGGAAGGGUCAACACGGGUCAGCACAAGCCCACUCGACCCUUGCCUAUCCUUGCCCACUCACUAAUAGCCUCACACACCCACUAAAGUUGCCCUGUGCUGCCCCGCCCGCCCCGCCCCUAGGUAGCCGGGGCCUAACACCACCUACGCCACCGCCGCCGCUGUUCUGAGCCGCCGCUGCUGCUCCAGUGUGUUCGUCUAGCGUCAAGCAAGCCUCAUCACCUCACAUGCCUAAUAUUUCCCUUUUUUGUAUAAUAAACGAUCAAACACU
Molecule: messenger RNA, 2586 nt
Organism: Eriocheir sinensis (Chinese mitten crab)
Lineage: Eukaryota; Metazoa; Arthropoda; Malacostraca; Decapoda; Varunidae
Gene: CCT7
Product: T-complex protein 1 subunit eta-like
Exons: 11
Coding region: 158-1780 (540 amino acids)
Biological process (GO): protein folding
Cellular component (GO): chaperonin-containing T-complex
Molecular function (GO): ATP-dependent protein folding chaperone; ATP hydrolysis activity; ATP binding
Source: RefSeq, a predicted model, not a curated record